This is a messenger RNA of Geodia barretti, 831 nucleotides long. The record is from the annotation of a GenBank genome assembly. Lineage: Eukaryota; Metazoa; Porifera; Demospongiae; Tetractinellida; Geodiidae.
AUGGUGAGCCUCUGGCUGCGUAGGGCCGCACGGGCGGUGCUGCUGAUCGGCGGCGUCGUGGUCGUGGGACUCCUGACCCAGAUCCUGAUCAGCGGCUUCAUCGCCCCUCAGCUGCUGAUCAAGAGGAUCGUCGUCUAUGGCGACCUUCCGCUUUCGACCGUGGAGUUGAAACGCAUCGCGGGACUUGACGGCACCGAUCACGUGUUCGACGUCGAUACGCAUGCCAUCGCCGCACGGAUAGCCGCGCAUCCGAUGGUGCAAACGGCAUCCGUCCGAACGCGGAUCCCCGGCACGCUGGAGGUCAACGUGGUGCGGCGCCGGCCGCUGGCCAUGUCGCUGGCGACGAUUGACGGCCGGAGCGUGGCGGUGGUGUUCGACGCGUCCGGGGUCGUCAUCGAGGUUGACCCGGCACGAUCGCCGAUCUGCCGAAUCGUGUGGAAACUGUGGGUGCAACAUCUCUCCCGCAUUAUCCUUGGUUGGGCGCGAAAAGCGGUUGUUCACAUCCCCCCCCCCGCCAUGGCGUCGUCCAUCCGGGAUCGGGACUCCAGUCUGUACGGCCUGAUUUCGGAGGUGGUGGUGACCACCACCGACGCGGGGGCGCUCGACCUGUCGUUCUAUCCGAGUAUCUAUCCGGUGGCGGUGCGGUUGGGUCCGCGCAUGGACGUGGAAGCUAUCCGGCAUGCCUUCGUGGCGCUCGACGUGCUCGGCGCCGACGGCAUCUCACACCUGCCGUCGGAGAUCGAUUUCCGCGCCGGUGAGGCCGUCUAUGUCGAGUCGGCUGCGUCACGAUCGCAGGCGGCCGCGCCGCGGGCGCGGUCGGCGGGCGCCUAG